Molecule: messenger RNA, 1580 nt
Organism: Cladophialophora immunda
Lineage: Eukaryota; Fungi; Ascomycota; Eurotiomycetes; Chaetothyriales; Herpotrichiellaceae
Exons: 1
Coding region: 56-1294 (412 amino acids)
Source: RefSeq, a predicted model, not a curated record
GUACGCGGCGCCAACACCCAGAACGCGUAUCUCUUAUCUAUCUGGACAUUUCGCCAUGUCGACCGUCCGCUACUUCGACUCCAUCCCCCACAUUGUGCGCUAUGGCAUGCACGACGACAAAACGGGCAAGUCGUGGACGCUCUUCUACCGCAACGGCGUCCGCUUCAAAGUCCACGUCUCGAGCGAAGAUGUCUCCGGGACCUCUUUCUCCGAGACGUGGCUCGAGCUGAUCAAGCCGGUGGAUGUGCACGAUAGAACCAAGAGUUGGGUUCGCCGAUGGGAGUCGUUGUGUGAUUGUGUCAUCACGCCCUGCUUGCCCUUGCUGGCAACCUUGGCCCCCAGCUCCCAUCAAUGGGUCACCUUGCACGACUACCUGCACACGCCGAGCUAUGAGUUGAAGCUGGUCGCCGACGACCAGACGGCGGAGGUCGUGCCGGAAAUCACCAGUGGACCGGUGGAUCGGCCGUCCUACGAACACAGUCUGUUCAAGUUCUCGGAAAUCAGCUUACUGCCUACGAAUGUCCCCCAGUACCAGGCAGAAGAACUUCUCGUCCUCGGCCAAGAAAAGAACUGGCGCCGCCCGCCACACAAUGUCCGCGCGCCGAACGGGGAUGUCUUUUACUUCCGGCCUUGCAAUAACGCGGCGAGGCAUGUCAACACCGGGCGGAUCACCAACAACUCCCUCGACAUCAUCAACGCGUACUCACGGUUGCAUUCGGAGUCGACUGAGGUCUUGCCCGCUGGGUCAGCCGAAGCAGUUAAUAUUCCAAAGCUACGGGGCAUUGUCAUCAGCCACGCCAAUGCAGAGCCAGGAGAAAGUUCUCUGCCUUCGGCGUCAGGCGAUGGACAAGCCAGGCAAGCAGACGACCAGCCGCGUUGCGCGGGGAUCGUCUUGACCUAUGUGUCAGGUGCGAAGUCCCUGGCAGAUGUGACGAAGCUCUUCAACCACCCGGAGCAGACAACCGACCUCUCGGAGUAUAAAGAGAAGUGGAAAGAGCAAAUUGCGGCCGGGAUCCGACAUCUGCAUGCUCACCGCAUCACCGUCGGGGGUCGGUCUGAUCCGAGACCAUGGUACUUGAUCAACCAACAUACCGUUUACAUUGCGAACAUUGGCGGUGCCGACAAGUCCGACAGCGUUCCCGGAAUGGAGCUCAAAGACGCAGACGCUUGGUUGAUGCUGGAAGGAGGCUGCACAGUACAUCCCUCUCCGGAGCAGGAAGCAUUCGACGAUCUGAAAUUCGAGGAAGAGAAAGCCAUGGACUGGACCGCUCUAGAGAAGGUAUUUCAAUUCUGAUCGGUACGAGAAGGGUCGGUGGAUGCCGCUCCUAAGCAGGCAAAACAUACUCGCGUGCAGGCAGGGAUGGCAAUCUGGGAAGCUGUGGCUCUGGCGAUUUCUAGUCAGCCCCAGAAGACGUGUCUCAAGUGAAGGAUGGUCAGAAGGUCAGACACACUCAGAUGAAAUGGUAAAUUUUUCGGGGGAGGGGGCAGCGUCAAUAUGCUAAGAUUCAAGAAUAUUCAAGCCUUGGUUUUCGGUUCGCUUGAGAGUGAUCCGUAAAUGUUGAGGCAGCACGAAAGAGUCG